Molecule: messenger RNA, 2955 nt
Organism: Oncorhynchus keta (chum salmon)
Lineage: Eukaryota; Metazoa; Chordata; Actinopteri; Salmoniformes; Salmonidae
Product: BTB/POZ domain-containing protein KCTD7-like
Exons: 4
Coding region: 1322-2326 (334 amino acids)
Biological process (GO): protein homooligomerization
Molecular function (GO): protein binding
Source: RefSeq, a predicted model, not a curated record
CUACACUAUUUUGGAUGCAGCAGUUAGCUAGAAUGCUAACGCUCAUGUAUAUAUGCUGUAGCUUGUAGCACAAGCUAGCCAAAGAGCCAUUUUACUGGUUGAAGUGUUUUUUUAAAAAGUAUAAUGCAGUUCAAUUUGCGAUGAUGCCACACAUUAUAUUAAGCAAGAUAUUCAUAAGAGCCUUAAAAUUAUAUUAUAAUCCAAAAUUAGUGUGAAAUUCACCCAUAAGCAACAUGUAAAUGGGAUUUUUUUUUCUGGCGUUCAAAAAGAACUCCCCAUUGUUUUGCCACCAAUUUUCGCGCACCGCAAAAGGGGUCUGUCUGUCUUUUGAGCAGGGGUUCUCAACUCUUAUUGCCGUGUCAAAAACAACUGGGAACUCGGAGAUCUCCAUGUUCCGUGCGUUCAAAACAGGGAACUCUUGGGAAAAAACAAGCUUCGACUGGGGGAAAAAAAUAUUUGAACGGUCAUCCAAAUCGGAAUUCCAACUCGGGAACUUGGGCCUCUUUCUAGUGCUGCGACCUGAAGAUCACUGAAGUCAUAAUUUGACCUCGUAUUUUUCCAAGUUCCCCGAAGGUUUUGAAUGCGGCAUAACCCUACGAGGUCUGCAGCCUGCUGGCAUUCUGUUCUACCUGAUAAAUAAUUUCACACACCUGAUGUCCCAGGUCUAAAUCAGUCCCUGAUUAGAGGGGAACGAUGAAAAAUGCAGUGGAACUGGCUUCGAGGUCAACAGUUGAGUUUGAGGGAUAUAGUGCAUAUUAUCACGCUUGAUUUGGGUUACAUUAUAGCAGAACUUUGUCGUGCUAUCUAGAGGGCGCAAAUGUUAUAUUGAGUUUAUUAUGCAUUUACAAUCUUGAAAGGUGUGGUGUUUUUGUCUGUUUAAAAUCACGGUUUUCAUUUGUUAGUCUCAUUUUCAGUGUAACAUACGCAUAAUCGGAAUGCUUGGACGUAUAUAAAUUACGAAUUAAACGUAGGCUAAGCAACCCAUAGGCUAUUGUACAGAACACGCUCAGUUGGCGUAACAGUUUGAGGUUCUCGUCGUGCGUAAUGUGUUUCUUCUCCCUGGAGACAUUUCUACUCCAAGCUGCCUUAUUGCAAUAUGUCAGCUAGAGGGCGUUAAUGGGAGUACACACAAAGUAGGUAAAGGGGAUUAUUAUCUCGUACCAUACUGUAAAUGUCCCUAUCAGCUGAUACGUACCACCCCUAGGUUGAUUACAGUGUUGUCCUGUCAUCCCUUACAAUCAAACGUGGAUGGUGCUUUAUCCUUGGUGAUUGAUUUGAGUUCACCGGAUGCACUGGCCACUCACAGACCUGGUGUGUGUGCAUGCAGCAGUAUGGAUCUGACGAGGCUCCCAAUGGAGAACGACCGCCGCUCUCUUUCAACAUGUCCAGCCCUUUACCCGUGGCUCCUUCAAGGUUAAGGGUGUUCGCUCAGGAGAGGCGAGCAUUCCCGCAUUCGAGAGUAAUGGUGUUUUUUUCGGCCGCUAGUGAGGCUGGAAAACCGGGCGAUGCAAUGUCUAGUGCAGGCUCUGAACCUAAAUCACCGAACCUAAAUCUGGGCAAGUCUCUCAGCAGCACGUUAAACGCAUCGCCAUCUCCAGAGUUUCCUGAGGUAAUUUCUCUCAAUGUGGGUGGCACCUACUUCACCACCCGUCUGUCCACAUUACGGCGCUAUGAAGACACCAUGCUCGCUGCCAUGUUCAGUGGACGCCAUCACAUCCCACGUGAUGCUGAAGGUCGCUUCUUCAUUGACCGGGAUGGAGCAUAUUUCAGGGACAUCCUGAACUUCCUGCGCGAGGGCGAGCUACCUCAGAGGGAUCAUGUGAGGGCGGUACAUAGGGAGGCCCUGUACUAUGCUAUUGGUCCACUGUUAGACAGCUUGGAGGACACUCAGCCACUCACAGGAGAGAAAGUCCGCCAGGCCUUCCUCGAUCUCCUACCCUACUACAAGGAUAAUCUGGAGCGCAUCGUGGAGAUCGCCAAGCUGCGGGCCAUGCAGAGGAAGGCGCGCUUCGCCAAGCUGAAGAUCUGCGUGUACAAGGAGGAGAUGCCCAUCACGCCGUACGAGCGGCCACUCUUCAACUCACUGCCCUUUGAGCGCACGGAGAGCGAGGCCAAACUGUUCGAACACCACUGUGAGGUGGACGUGUCGUUCGGGCCCUGGGAGGCGGUGGCGGAUGUUUACGACUUGCUCCACUGCAUUGUCAGCGACCUGGCGGAGCACGGCAUCACUGCCGACCAGCAAUGCAUCGGCGUCUGCGACAAACACCUCAUCAACCACUACUACUGCAAGAGGCCAAUCUACGAGUUCAAGAUCACAUGGUGGUAAAGUAAGGGGAAGACAGAACUCUCUCCCUUCCCGUCUGUCACUGUGUUUUUUGUUGUGAGGUGGACUUGUGUUGUAAUAGGCUGACUGAUCUCCUUCCUGGUCCCUCAGGUUGAGAGAGAAAUUGGGUUGUCAAUGUUAUUCCCCCUUUUCAAGAACUGAAACCUAUGAAGUGCUGAGUUUAUAGAAAGGAGCGAGUCGGACAGUUGUUGUUCUGUUUCCUUAUUGAAUAGUUGUGACCAAUGUUUUUUCUUUCUGUUUCUUUUUUUAUAAACAGCAUUAACCUAGGCUCUCAUUGGCUGUUUUAUUGUGUUAAACUCUGGGAGUUUUUGUGCUCAUCCAAGCUUGUGGACCAUCAAGUUUUUCAGAAAAGGGUCAAGUUAAUCUCAUAUUGUGAUUACAGUGUUGUCUGUCUCUUUAGUUUAAUUCCAAUUUAUGCUAUUGUGUUUUCUACGCUUUGCGUUUCUCUGUUAGCCACUUUGGUCGCGAGAGAAAGCCUUCACAAAUUAACUGGAUGCAAUUUAGCAAGCUGAUGAAAUACUUCUCAUCUACAUGAAGAGUAAAUGUCUAUUUUUGUUACUGAUGCUGGUAUUUUCUGUCACUUAACUCUCCCAUAAACCUUUUGAAGUUGU